CGUAAAUGCCUGCCAAGUGAGUAGCGGGAAAUUUUCUAUUGUCAGUUGUCAUUCCAUAAACUUUCGAUGCCAUUGAUUAGCUGAUAUUCUUGUUGCAGUCUGCACUGAGUAAUCAGCAGACAGCCGGCACCGGGUUGCGAAUGAUGUUUUCACUUUUUGCAUACAUAAUUUAUCAUCUUUAACCACUUCUGCUUUUCACAAACAUGGCCGAUCGCCGUGGUCUGGGAGCACUGGCUUGCUUUUUAUUACUAACAGUGCAAACCUACUGCGCCAUACGAACCAGCAACCAAAUGACGAGCUCCAACAGCGCAGCUGCACGGCCGCGGAUAUCCGAACCGCGUCUGACAACUACUGUUUGUCCUGAGGCAAAUGUAGACGCAGGUGAAGAUUUGUCAUGGCUCGUGGACAUCAUGCAGCGGAUGACCGGUGCCCGGUUCUAUCUCGUGCCGACCGACAUUCCGGCCGAUCAACAAGGCGUUUUAUACUUUGGGGAAUUCAACUCUAUCUUGGGGCUACCAGCGCGCAUCGGUCUGCACAGCGUCGUCAUUCACACCAACAACCUUUCCAUAAGUCAGUUGGAAGAAGCGCUGACGUACGCUUGGGCGCCCACUUUUGAAGCCUACACACGCAGUCCCAGCGCCGCUGCCGAAGAUGCGCCACACGUACGAUUCCUCUCAUUUCGCAAUUCCAGCGAGACGCUUACUAUCACCGGGUCGCCCGUUACUCGCAUCAUUUACACCAUCUUCCGCUCAAAGGAAAAUCGCCUACUACGAGGUCCGCAACCGCGUCCGACAUUGGAGGACAAACGCUACGUUAAGCGUCCACAACAGCGCAUUGCCCCUCCCCAUCUGGAGAGUUUCAUCGGAAGACUGGAGGAAAAAGGAGUCCGUGUCCACGAUCAACUGCCCAUACCGGCUCAGAUGGCAGCGAUUGCCGGUUCUCCGCACUCGGAUCAUCCCAGCUUGGCAGCAGCCAGGAAGAGCUGUCGGCAGCUUUCCCGCAACCAAUCGGAAGCGUGCGCCCAGAAGAGGAACGUGGAUGUGCGUGUGGGCGGGCUGACGAACUACACCUGGACAUCCAAGUUGAACGGAAACUUUACACAGCUGCAGAUGACCUAUGCCAGUUGUUUGACGGUGGUGGACGAUAAGGUGUGGAUUGGAUGGUUGCUGGAUCCCAACCCAUCUGCAGCCGGUGCCGAUCGGCCCACAUUUGCUGACGUCGACCCAAUUGAUCCGCGGCGGUCGUUCCGUGUAUACACGUCGCAACCCGUGCAUUUGCAGCUGCUACCGCUCAUUCAACAAAAAUUCACUGAAAAGCUCAACUAUUACCUCGUUGACGGCCAGUCGGUAGAGGUGAUACUGUGGAAUCCGGACCUAGAUACCGGGACAACGAUCAGCUUUUUGGUGCGGCUGCUGAUAAACGGAACAGUCGUUGCUGAUUUGGAUGCACGUAUGCCGUAUGCCGACAAUAUCUACACUCGACUGGAGAAUGAAUUCGGACGAAGUGCGAUGCCUGGGCAUCCCUUCUCUCGUGAACUGUACAUUAGCCGCCAGCCGGUCGUUGAAAAUCCAUCGCUGCAGCGGGAUUGUCAGGGGCCGAAAAACGAUGAGAAAGCUUGUCGUUUGCAGGAGGCUUUCAACCUGACAAUCAUCUCUUCAUCUAACGAUACACUGCCGUCAUCGGAAAACGUCCACCAAGCAGUGUUAACUGCGUUUUCGCAAGCCAACCCAGUAUUAGUCAGUCCAGCGUUCUAUGAAAUAACCCUGAUCAGUCGCAGGGAAGAGAAGCCCGCUCUUCCAGGGCUUAACAUAGUCCAUUUCCUGUUCUCAAUCUCCUAUCAUAAUUUGACGCGCGGAACAUACUGGCACCUGUGGAAGUAUCCUACCAACGAAAUCAUGCAGAUUAUACCGCAGGUGCUUCCGGGAGUAUGGUCAUUUCACCCGUGGAUGACGUUCACAGUAUACAGCAGCGAACCCAUUAACUUCCAACUCUUACCGCGAUUAGAAGCCAGAAUCCAAGAGAUGGUGCGCGGGUUUUCCGGGUACGAGAAAGCAGAAGUGGUCAUAUGGAAUCGUGAUCGGGAUGGAAUUGUCAUCCAGUUUGUCGUCGUUAAUUCUGGCGGAAUUGUGGAUCCACGCCGGGCAGCUGUCGACGACGGUGGUGAUUGGAUCUAUCCAGAAGUGGCCAACAUGAAACUGACUUGGGACACGAUGGAAAUCGCACAAGGACCCGAUUCCUGGUACAGCGACGGUGCCGUCAGUCGCAUUAUUACACUGAACCGGCAUCCACCAACAACAAUGGAUCACCAGCAGAAGAUCUUGGCGAGAUGCAGUCAAGUGGGGGUUUAUGAAAGCGGCUGUCCCCUUCCCAGUGUCUUUUCGUUGACCCUGAUGAGGAUACCGGGAUCUAAAACAACAAUCUACAGCGUCAUCCUGAAUUCCGAGGAUGUUCUGCGCGGUGUGGGUGAUGCGUUCGCCGAAGCCAAUCCUGUCUUAGCCGACGGCAUGGACUUGAAUAUCACCCUCACCCGACGAACCGAUGGUUUCCUAACCAGUCAAGGGGAACCGAUAGUGAAAUUUGAUUUCACUGUGACGUACGCGGAAAUGGAGACCGGCCAGUACUGGAAUUUUUGGCGAUACCCGGACGACGCACUUAUGAACAAACACCUUAGAAGCAGUGUUUUUGGCAAGAUUGUUGAGGAACCGUUCUACUGAUUGGGCAAUGUACUGCGGAUCUGCCCUGACGACUGCAGCAAAAGUUUCUGUUUUUCUAAUUUAUUUAGAACACGUACGACAAUUAAAGAGACGAAAUAAGCCGAACAGUUUUGUGAGGCUGAGUUCUUUUACAAGUUUUCUUUUGUAAUUGUAUGCUCUUCUCGCAGUGGUUCAACGUUUUAAAACUCUAUUUGAAACCGAAAAGUAAGAAGAAUCUGCUUACUUUGCUCUUCUCGUCUUUCCUUACUUCUAAGACGC
This is a messenger RNA of Paramacrobiotus metropolitanus, 2972 nucleotides long. RefSeq lists its product as uncharacterized. Bases 204 to 2714 code for a protein of 836 amino acids. Lineage: Eukaryota; Metazoa; Tardigrada; Eutardigrada; Parachela; Macrobiotidae. The record is from RefSeq and is a predicted model, not a curated record. The transcript has 12 exons.